AUGCAUCUCACAAAGGAUCACCUUCAUCCCUCUCCAGAAGAGAAGAGGAAACACAAGAAGCACCUGGUGCAGAGCCCUAAUUCCUGUUUCAUAGAUGUGAAAUGCCCAGGAGACUGUAAAAUGCACAGUCUUCAGCCAUGCACAACAGUAAUUUGGUGUGUUCUCUGUCAGCUGACAGGAGGAAAAGUAAGGCUUACAGAAGGAUGCUCCUGCAGAAGGAAGCAGCAUUCAGAAAACACGCUGAAGCAAGAGGAAUAG
Messenger RNA from Elephantulus edwardii (Cape elephant shrew), 258 nucleotides. Its product is annotated as 40S ribosomal protein S27-like. Gene Ontology annotation, biological process: ribosomal small subunit assembly; translation. Bases 1 to 258 code for a protein of 85 amino acids. The record is from RefSeq and is a predicted model, not a curated record. Gene Ontology annotation, molecular function: RNA binding; structural constituent of ribosome. NCBI's taxonomy places the organism in Eukaryota, Metazoa, Chordata, Mammalia, Macroscelidea, Macroscelididae. The transcript has a single exon. Gene Ontology annotation, cellular component: ribosome; cytosolic small ribosomal subunit.